Pestalotiopsis fici W106-1 is the source of this 2703-nucleotide messenger RNA. RefSeq lists its product as uncharacterized. Gene Ontology annotation, biological process: retrograde vesicle-mediated transport, Golgi to endoplasmic reticulum. Bases 1 to 2703 code for a protein of 900 amino acids. The record is from RefSeq and is a predicted model, not a curated record. The transcript is spliced from 3 exons. NCBI's taxonomy places the organism in Eukaryota, Fungi, Ascomycota, Sordariomycetes, Amphisphaeriales, Sporocadaceae.
AUGUCGUCCCUCUUGUCGCCGCCAAAAGUUGUACUUUUAGCUGCCAACUUUGCUACCAAAUCCGACAUUGACAGCUUGACGGCCCUGGCUCUGCGAUACGACAAGGUCUUGCAAAAGGAGCUCCUGCUGCGCAUACUGUUGACCUGUCUCCCCGAAACUACCGAAGCCGAUCAAUAUGUUCCACUACUGCAGCUCCUAGAAUCAGAAGAAUUCGAGUCUCACGACCCGCAAGAAGUCGAUACUGCGUCCAUCGAGGACUUUACCGAUGCCGAAAUCCUGAAGAAGGUCCGGAAGCUGCGACUUCGGCCCCUCAACUCGCCAGACGUUCCGGCAGCGGCAGAAGAUGACCUGCUGAGCCAGUUUAUUAUUGCUCGAGCGCAUCGCGUGGACGAAGAGGCGGGCCUGCUCACAAAGCUCCCGGAUCUCAUUGUACCAUUCCUGGACCACUCCAACUGCAUACGGACAUGGAUGAUUUCGGCAUUUCUACCUCUGCUGAGACGCAACUACGAAUACUACGCGGACGCGCCAAUCCCCCAGACCCUGUCGGAGUUUGAACAACUAAAUGAUCGGGCUGCUGUCAGUUUGCUUCUGGAUCAGACUGGCGCAGGCGAGGAUUUGUCAAAUGUUGGCCGCGACCUGCGUGGCCUGAUUGGUCCAUGGCUUUACAGCGAAUCAAGGUGGAAACAUGAAAAAGGUGUGACGAGCAAUGAUGGGCAGCAUGCACAGAGCAAGUCAUGUCCUGGAUGGGAACAGAUGCUGGAGUGGCUCAUCACACAGGCAGCCAGAUCAUGGAAAGUUGCAGUAAAGACUAUUGAACAAUGGGACGGCCCCAGUGAUGUUGAUCUGGGCGGCUUGGGAUCCAUGUGGUUUCAAGACGAAGAGCAAGGAUACUUGGAGUCGAGGUACGCCCGGGCUGCAUUGGCAGCUGCAUACUUGGUUCCAGAAGCUUCAAUCGAAGCUCUUUCGGGCGUCAAUACCAUUAUCACCAAGGUUACCGGCCUGCUGGGCGAGGAUCCGACGCCCACUCUCCAAGUUGCAUCGUCCCUUCUCUCGCCCCUCAGCGAGAUUGCCAAUGAGUCCAUUAUAUCGGCAAAGAAUGCUACAUUUAUGCGCAACGACUUAUUAGAAGAGUCCAACGUCCUAACAGCGCCAAAUGAGCUAUCUACACAAGUUCUACAUGCACUGAAUCUCAGUGCCUAUAUUCUCACAAAGGCAGGGGCGCCUUGCAGUAUUCGCAGAGCUGGAGAGCUGGCUUUCCUUCAAGACGAAAGGGAACAAAAGAGCGAGGCGUUAAAAUUCAUUGGUACUUUGCGCGACAACGCAGCCAAGGCAGAUGACAAGUAUUGGAUCAGGGCACGCAAUGAAUUGCUGUGGCUACGUGAUUGGGGUGCUGAGGAACUAGCAGAUUCUGCUUCGUCUCCGACCAAAACCCACGGCGUGUUUGGUCAAAUUAGCAAGGAGUACUUGGAGAUUGAAUGUCUCAAAGCCUUCUUGGCCAGCGGACGAUAUUCUCUGGCAAGGUCGAUAUAUGAAGACUCUUACGAAAAGAUUCUCUCAGAAAAUGUGCUCGAAAGCACUAUCGUAGGCGCAGCCAUGAACGCGUACGAUAAUGCAUCGAAUCCCAACCGCACUCGAGGUGGAUUACUCAAGUGCGAUGACAUUGUCCAUGAAUUUCCCAAGACACUUCCUCCAAACAGCCCGUCUGCCAGAAAAAUCGAGGCUCUGCUUAAAGCGACCCACGGCCUGAGCACCUAUCGUCUUGCUCUCAAGCAAGGAGAGCCUUUCACGCCGGUUGUCUUGCGCGUUCAUUCAGACCCAGUAUCAAUCAUUGGCAAAGUUCUGGAACAGAACCCCAAAAGCUACACCAAACUACAAGCUUUUCUCGAAAUAGGCGCCAACAUGGUGGAGGCAGGUUUAUUGACACCAAAGGCGUCUGAGAGGCUCUCAACACCAGUGGAGGAUCUGCCCACCCAGCAAUCAAUGGUUGAGAAACGAGUGAUAUCCAUGUGCAUCGAUGCUGCACUCACCGAGGACGACUUUGAGACCGCAUAUUCAUAUGUCGUCAACCGUCUGGCAACAUCAGGAACUGCACCUACAUCAGCCGAUGAAUAUUCCUGGAAGGCCGCACUGCAGGCUGGUAAGUACCGCCGCACCGCGCGUACUGUCCGUCCCACCCAUAUCGGUACCUCGAGUGGCAAUCUCGAUAUUCGCCACUUGGAGCAGCGCAUAGAGUGCCUAUCAACAGCAUUACGUAUCGCUCCUCCCGAUACGCUGCAAGAGAUUCUCAAUGUCUUUCGCCGCUGUGAGGAGGAGCUGGAUGCUGCUGUCAAGGCCGAAGAACAGCAGGAGUCCGCCUGGGAUGACCAAGGAGACGUUCAAGCCAUGCCCGGUGCGUUUAGCAGCACAGUACCAGCUGGCGUGGUCAGACACAACAAUACAAGAUCAACAAGACAACAAGAGGAAGCACCAAUGUCCUUGUUUGAUCUCUCAAGAGCCACCAUGGCUCGCGCACAGCGUAACCUUCCUGCGCUCUCAAGCCUGCAGCGCAGCGAACAACACGGAGCAGAGCAUGCAUCCGAAGAGGACGACAGUCAACGAGUCCGAAAGAGAGACCAGCUCAGAGAAGCUGCCGUGGGAACGUUGGCAUCCGGCGUAGGCUGGCUAAUUGGUGCACAGCCCGUACGACCUCAGGACAAUGAGUAG